UUGCAAACUUUUUAAAGCUUUUUCCUACGAUAAGAAAUUUUGCCGUCAAAAGCUACCAUUUUUAUUUCUUUUUGUCGCUUUUCCUUUUUCACAGACGGCAACGCUAUCUGAUUCCGAUCCCACCUUCUUCCUCCAUAAUCAUAACCAUCUCCUCAAUCUUGAUUUGAGUAAGCUUUUCGGAUCAUAUCGUAAUCAUGAAACAAGUAUCAAUCACACUUUCGAUAUUACUCAUGUGAACCGAUCUAAUUGGUUUGAAGAACUUGAAAGAAACAAGGGUGAUAAACUAGAAGUUUCUUUACUUUGUACCUGGUAUAACAAGAUUUCCCCAAAUUGAAUAACAGAAGAGUGAGAUAAUUUCAUAUUGCGAUCUGUUUCUCUGAAUUUCAAAGAGACCCAUCUCAGAUUCUUGGGUUUUUAUUCCGUUCUUGAAGAAAAAUCAAGAUUGGCAAAAGUUUUGGUUACAGAAUCAGUGAAAAAAAUGGGAUCUUUUGCUGGACACGCAGUUCCAGGGACACUGUUUCUUAUGGUUGGAGUAUGGCAUAUAUGGAGCACAGUGGUUCGUUAUGCAGCAGACCCAAAAUCAUUUCGUGUAAGAAUGUGGAACCCUGUUCCAGGUUUUAAUGGGAAGUUGAAAUACUUGGAGCUCUAUGUUAUAGCAGUCGGAGCUUUUAUUGAUAUGUGUAUAGAGCUUUUAUAUUCAACCCACCUUAAGUUCUUUGUUAAUGGUGUCUUGAACCCACAUCACAUGAAUGACUUUGAACAUGGAGGCAUGCUUCUCAUGUUCUUCCUCUUCAGUAUUGUUGCUUUGCUCUCUGAAAAAACCAGCUUCCUGCCUUUACCAGAAGGCGCCCUGUGCUUAAUAUCAGCAGCAGCAUUCUGUGCAGAGUACCUUUUAUUCUUCUUCCAUUCAACAACACACAAAGGGCUAGAAGGUCAUUACCAUCUCCUCUUGGUUCUACUGGUAGCCCUUUGCAUAAUCUCCAUUGUUGCAGGAGCCAUAAUGCCCACAAGCUUUCCUGCUGAUCUGUGUGGUGGCAUUGCUGUGACACUUCAAGGGCUAUGGUUCUAUCAGACUGCAUUUACACUGUAUGGGCCCAUGAUGCCAGCUGGAUGUAAGCUUGAAGCAAAUGAGGUGUCAUGCUUGCAUCAUGAUCAUGAGGUUCGUGGACAGGUGUUGGCUAAUUUGCAGAUGUUUGGGCUUGUUUUCUUGGUUCUUUCUGGUGUGGUGGGGUCGUAUAUUUUUGCAGAUAAAAAAUGUGGGAAGCCUGAGUUUAGGAUGCUUCAUAUUACACCUGAUGAGGGGUUUCAUGAGCAGUUAUAAUGGGGGUGUUAGAGUUUUGUCUUUUUUUGAAGUAGCAGAGUACUUAGCAUAAGGUCAGGUGUAGUUAAUUUUGUACUUUCUUUCUGUAUUUUAAAUUCGAUUGAAUUGAAUUGAUAUGGUGUUUGGUUAGAUGGAGGUAGAGCUGGAAUUGAAAUAACUGUACGUAUGCUUGCACACAUUUCAUUAUUCAUCAUUUGGGUGUUUUGGCUAA
Lactuca sativa (garden lettuce) is the source of this 1532-nucleotide messenger RNA. Its product is annotated as plant viral-response family protein. The record is from RefSeq and is a predicted model, not a curated record. NCBI's taxonomy places the organism in Eukaryota, Viridiplantae, Streptophyta, Magnoliopsida, Asterales, Asteraceae.